UCUUAGCAGCUUCUUCCUCAAAUUAUAUAUUUCUUUAAUAAUUUGCUUACUAAAGCUUAUGGAAAGGGCAAAUUAGUCUCUCUUCCAAUGGGUUUUCUUCUUCAUCAUCUUCUUCUAAUAUUUACCUUUUUUCUCUCUGGAAUGGCAUAUACUAGCACCCCCCAUACUUGUAAUAUGUAUCAUCGGCGGCAUUCCGAAGAAGUCAUUGGAGUCUUGGGCGCCACGCGUUUGCCGGAAAAGGGCACGGCCGAAUAUUAUUCGGCAUGGGCGGCUUACGAUCAAUGCCGCCACCCCUCUUCCUCCCACCGGGACUUACCGGCGGUCACCUUUGCCGCCGGUGGCGAUAUCACGGAAAACAUAAUCAACUUGGCAAGCUGCAGACAAGUUGAAACCGGCAAUUUUCUUAACGUGACAAGCCUCCUAUCAUCCCAAGGGUUGGUUCGAAACUCAUUCUCGAUGUGUUUCGCACCAAACGGGUACGGUAGGAUCGCUUUCGGGGAUAAAGGUGACGAUGACCAGAUAUUCACCCCACUAUUACCUACCUUUGACCAAAGCCCUUAUUACAACAUACAGAUAGAGCACAUAUCUGUUGAAAAUGUUGUAAUCAAUAUUUCGCUGGUAGUCCUUUUUGACUCGGGCACCACUUUAACCUACCUGACCGGAGAGGCAUACACCUUGAUCACCAAAAUUUUAGGUGAACAAAUUUACCGCUUAGGUAUUGUCAAAAACGAAAUCAACACCCUCAACAUCAUUGGACGUAAAUCACGAAGCAACGGAAAUUCUUCCUUGAGGAUGGCUAUUGUUGCAAGUACAGUUUCACUUGGUGGGAUUAUACUUGCAGUUGCAAUCGUAUGUCUUUUGAGAUUGAAACUACUCGCCAAAAGGGAAUAUGAGAUGCAGCCUUUAAGUGCAGCAGACCCGAUUGGCAUUUCCAACAUGUCCUCCCAGUAUGAUUUUGAUACAAUUAAAGUCAUAACCAAUAAUUUUGCUUGUGAAAUUGGGAGCGGUGGAUUUGGUUGUGUAUAUAAGGGCAAGCUUCCUACGGGGGAGGAAGUGGACGUGAAAAGGCUCUCUGAAACCUCCCAACAAUGGGUUGAGGAGUUCAUAAAUGAAGUUAAAAGCUGAAGAAGUCAUUUCAUGGAUACACGUUGGGUUACUGAGUGUGCAACACGAUGCGGACAAGAGACCAACAAUGCAAGAAAUUCUGUUCAUGGUC
Messenger RNA from Cuscuta campestris, 1216 nucleotides. The record is from the annotation of a GenBank genome assembly. Lineage: Eukaryota; Viridiplantae; Streptophyta; Magnoliopsida; Solanales; Convolvulaceae.